CAAAAACAUUCAUCCUCACAAUAUCUUACCAACUGGGAAAAACAAAUCAGCCACUUACUUUACAGACUCCACCUCCUGGUAAGAUAGAUCCAUCUCCCAAGACUGUUAACAAGCUGACAGAUCAAUCAGACCCAAGAACAACUGCCAAUCCAAAACAUUAA
Molecule: messenger RNA, 161 nt
Organism: Acaulospora morrowiae
Lineage: Eukaryota; Fungi; Glomeromycota; Glomeromycetes; Diversisporales; Acaulosporaceae
Source: the annotation of a GenBank genome assembly